Dioscorea cayenensis subsp. rotundata (Guinea yam) is the source of this 5368-nucleotide messenger RNA. RefSeq names its product myosin-17-like. Gene Ontology annotation, cellular component: vesicle; actin cytoskeleton; cytoplasm. Gene Ontology annotation, molecular function: ATP binding; actin filament binding; microfilament motor activity. Lineage: Eukaryota; Viridiplantae; Streptophyta; Magnoliopsida; Dioscoreales; Dioscoreaceae. Gene Ontology annotation, biological process: actin filament organization; vesicle transport along actin filament. The record is from RefSeq and is a predicted model, not a curated record. Bases 267 to 4862 code for a protein of 1531 amino acids. The transcript has 39 exons.
CCAUUCUCUCUCUCUCUCUCUCGCUGCGCUUCCAUUCUCUCUUCUCUCUUUGUGGAGACCACGAAAGCCCUCUCUUGUAUGGUGACCCACCUCAUAUGAGAAAAGUGAGCGGAUUCGAUCGUUGCGAGAUCGAUCCCACCUCUCAAGAUCGAUAGACUCUUGAUCAUUGAUCAUCACCUCUUGGAUCCGUCAUCUUUUGAUCUCUUCAUCUUUUUCUUUGUUUCCAAAUCAUCUCCGCCGCCGCCGCCCUGAUCCCCGGAUGACCGAUGGGGGCUCCGGAUAACAUUGUUCUAGGCUCUCAUGUCUGGGUUGAAGAUCCAUCAUUGGCUUGGAUUGAUGGUGAGGUUUUCCGGAUCAAUGAUCAGGAAGUCCAUGUCCGUGCUACCAAUGGGAAAACGGUGGUUGCAAAAUUAUCAAAGGUCUUUCCAAAAGACACAGAAGCUCCACCUGGUGGAGUGGAUGAUAUGACGAAAUUGUCCUACUUGCAUGAACCAGGAGUUUUACAAAAUCUGGCAACCAGAUAUGAGCUCAAUGAAAUCUAUACCUAUACAGGAAAUAUAUUGAUCGCAAUAAACCCGUUCCAAAGGCUGCCCCAUUUAUAUGACACCCAUAUGAUGGAACAAUAUAAAGGAGCAGGAUUUGGGGAGCUGAGCCCUCAUGUUUUUGCAGUUGCAGAUGUGGCAUACAGGGCAAUGAUCAAUGAAGGCAAGAGCAAUUCAAUUUUAGUAAGUGGUGAAAGUGGUGCUGGUAAGACUGAAACAACAAAGAUGCUCAUGAGAUAUCUUGCAUACUUGGGAGGACGGUCUGGAAUAGAGGGAAGAACGGUUGAGCAGCAGGUUCUUGAGUCUAAUCCAGUUCUUGAAGCAUUUGGGAACGCAAAAACUGUUCGUAACAACAACUCAAGUCGCUUUGGUAAGUUUGUUGAGAUUCAAUUUGACAAAAGUGGGAGGAUUUCUGGUGCUGCCAUACGAACCUAUCUGCUAGAAAGGUCCCGUGUCUGCCAAAUUAAUGAUCCUGAGAGAAACUACCAUUGUUUUUAUCUUCUUUGUGCGGCCCCUCCUGAGGAUAUUGAGAAGUAUAAAUUAGGGAAUCCUAAAUCCUUCCAUUAUCUUAAUCAGUCAAAUUGCUACGAAUUGGAUGAUGUUAAUGAUUCUCAUGAAUAUCUAGCAACCAGAAGGGCCAUGGAUAUAGUUGGCAUUAGUGAGCAGGAGCAGGAGGCAAUAUUCAGGGUUGUGGCUGCUAUUCUUCAUAUUGGGAAUAUUGACUUUGCAAAGGGGAAGGAGAUAGAUUCCUCGGUCAUUAAGGAUGAAAAGUCAAGAUUCCAUCUUAAUAUGACAGCUGAACUUUUGAAGUGUGAUGGUCAGGGUUUGGAAGAUGCACUGAUUAAACGUGUUAUGGUGACACCAGAAGAAGUUAUUACCAGGACACUUGAUCCUUCUUCUGCAAUUGUCAGCAGGGAUGGCCUUGCAAAGACAUUGUAUUCUCGCCUAUUUGAUUGGCUGGUAAAUAAGAUCAAUGUGUCGAUUGGACAGGACCCAAACUCGAAGUCGCUGAUUGGAGUACUUGAUAUAUAUGGCUUUGAAAGUUUCAAAUGUAAUAGCUUUGAACAAUUCUGCAUCAACUUCACAAAUGAAAAGCUUCAACAACAUUUCAACCAGCAUGUCUUCAAAAUGGAGCAAGAGGAGUAUACAAAGGAGGAGAUUGAUUGGAGCUAUAUUGAAUUUGUUGAUAACCAAGAUGUUCUAGACUUAAUUGAGAAGAAACCUGGUGGUAUAAUUUCUCUUCUUGAUGAAGCUUGCAUGUUUCCUAAGUCAACACAUGAGACAUUUGCUCAGAAGUUGUACACAACAUUUAAAAAUAAUAAGCGGUUUGCUAAGCCAAAGCUUUCACGCACAGAUUUUACCAUUUGUCAUUAUGCAGGAGAUGUGACUUAUCAAGCUGAUCAGUUUCUAGAUAAAAACAAAGACUACGUGGUCGCAGAACAUCAGGAUUUACUCAAUGCUUCCAAAUGCCCAUUUGUAUCAGGUUUAUUCCCACCGCUUCCAGAGGAGACAUCAAAGUCUUCAAAGUUUUCUUCAAUAGGGUCACGAUUUAAGCUUCAACUUCAAUCUUUGAUGGAUACAUUGAAUACCACUGAGCCUCAUUAUAUCAGAUGUGUAAAGCCAAACAAUGUUCUCAAACCCGCUAUAUUUGAGAACUCCAAUAUCAUCCAACAGCUCCGUUGUGGAGGUGUGCUUGAAGCGAUUAGAAUCAGCUGUGCUGGAUAUCCAACCAGGAGAACAUUCUAUGAGUUUCUACAUCGUUUUGGUGUUCUUGCCCCUGAAAUACUGGAAGGAAACUAUGAUGACAAGGUCGCCUGUCAGAAGAUUUUGGAUAAGAAGGGUCUGCUAGGUUACCAGAUUGGAAAGACCAAGGUAUUCCUGAGAGCUGGUCAGAUGGCUGAAUUAGAUGCAAGAAGAGCUGAGGUUCUGGGAAGAGCAGCCAGAACUAUCCAGAGACAAAUUAGGACCCAUAUCGCUCGCAAGGAAUUCAUCAAGAUGCGCAAAGCUGCUAUUCUUUUGCAGUCUCACUGGAGAGGAAGGUUGGCUCGUAAGUUGUAUGAGCACAUGAGACGUGAAGCAGCUGCUGUUAAAAUUCAGAAGAAUGAACGCCGGUAUUUUGCUAGAAAAUCUUAUACAACACUCAGAUCAUCUGCAAUUGCAUUGCAGACUGGCUUAAGAGCAAUGACAGCUCGUGAUGAAUUUAGAUUUAGAAAACGCACAAAAGCAGCAAUUAUAAUACAGGCAUACUGGCGUUGCCACAGAGAUUAUUCAUAUUAUAAGAAUCUACAGAAGGCGACCCUCACCUAUCAGUGUGCAUGGAGGCAGAGAAUUGCAAGGAGAGAACUCAGACAACUUAAAAUGGCUGCAAGAGAAACAGGUGCCCUUAAGGAGGCAAAAGACAAACUUGAGAAGCGUGUGGAAGAACUGACAUGGCGAUUGUCUCUGGAGAAACGACUAAGGACUGAUUUGGAGGAGGCGAAGGCACAAGAAAUUGCUAAGCUGCAGGAGACAUUGCAUGAGCUGCAACUGCAAGUAGAGGAAGCAAACUCUUUGCUUAUUAAAGAACGGGAGGCUGCUCGGAAAGCUAUUGAAGAUGCACCUCCAGUAAUCAAGGAAACCCCUGUCUUAGUUCAAGAUACAGAGAAAAUUGAUUCAUUAACUGCUGAAGUUGAACAGUUAAAGACUUCGCUGAUAUCUGAACGGGAGGCAACUGAAGAGGCCAAGAAAGUUUAUGCUGAGGCUCAGGGUAAAAAUAGUGAACUAGUGAAGAAACUCGAGGAUGCUGAGACAAGGGCUGAUCAGCUUCAAGAUAGCGCUCAGAGGCUUGAAGAGAAAAUAUCCAACUUGGAAUCAGAGAAUCAAGUCCUUCGUCAGCAGGCACUUGCCAUUUCACCAACUGCCAGAGCUCUGUCUGCGCGUCCAAAAUCGACUAUAAUCCAGAGGACUCCAGAUAACGGGAAUGUUGCAAGCAAUGAAACGAAACUUGCGUUGGAUUUGAGUCCUGCUUUACCAAAUCCAAAGGAACUUGAAAGUGAAGAGAAACCACAAAAGUCACUCAAUGAGAAGCAACAGGAGAAUCAGGACUUGCUGAUUAAAUGCAUUUCACAAGAUCUGGGAUUUUCUGGAGGAAGGCCUAUUGCUGCUUGUCUCAUAUACAAAUCUCUUCUCCACUGGAGAUCAUUUGAAGUUGAAAGGACUAGCGUUUUUGACCGCAUAAUUCAGACGAUAGGCUCAGCCAUAGAGACCCAGGAUAACAAUGAUGCAUUGUCAUACUGGCUUUCCAAUUCAGCUACAUUACUAUUGCUCCUACAAAGGACUUUGAAAGCAAGUGGUGCAGCUAGUUUGACUCCACAAAGGCGGAGAACAUCAUCAGCUUCUCUAUUUGGGAGGAUGUCUCAAGGAAUGAGAGCUUCUCCUCAGAGUGCUGGACUUCCAUUUCUUAAUGGUCGGAUGAUUAGUGGGUUUAGUGACUUGCGCCAAGUUGAAGCUAAAUAUCCAGCUUUGCUCUUUAAGCAGCAGCUUACAGCGUUUCUUGAGAAGAUCUAUGGGAUGAUAAGAGAUAAUCUGAAGAAAGAGAUAUCCCCAUUGCUUGGACUGUGUAUCCAGGCACCUCGGACAUCCCGUGCAAGUUUAGUAAAAGGAUCACGCUCUCAAGCAAAUGCCAUGGCCCAGCAAGCUCUGAUUGCACAUUGGCAGAGCAUUGUGAAAAGCUUAACAAAUUAUUUGAAAACAAUGAGAGCUAACUUUGUUCCCCCAUUCUUAGUUCGGAAGGUGUUCACUCAGAUAUUUUCAUUUAUAAAUGUUCAACUAUUCAACAGUCUUCUCUUGCGUCGCGAGUGCUGUUCAUUCAGUAAUGGUGAAUAUGUGAAAGCAGGAUUAGCUGAAUUAGAAAGGUGGUGCUAUGAUGCAACAGAAGAGUACGCAGGUUCAGCAUGGGAGGAAUUGAAGCAUAUCAGACAGGCUGUAGGAUUUUUGGUGAUACAUCAAAAACCCAAGAAGACGCUGAAAGAAAUAACAAAUGACUUGUGCCCGGUGCUAAGCAUACAGCAAUUGUAUAGAAUCAGCACCAUGUACUGGGAUGACAAAUACGGAACUCAUAGUGUAUCAUCUGAUGUCAUUGCAAGUAUGAGGGUUAUGAUGACCGAGGACUCCAACAAUGCAGUGAGCAGUUCCUUUCUGUUGGAUGAUGAUUCAAGCAUACCAUUCUCAGUGGAUGACAUCUCAAAAUCACUGACACAAAUAGAGAUCUCCGAUAUCGAUCCACCACCAUUGCUUCGCGAGAAUUCAGGGUUUGUUUUCUUGCUACAGAGGACCGAAUGAUAGUUUUCAAUGUCAUGCCGUCCUCAACCAUCCAAACUUAUUCUAUUGUUUUUCUCCCUUUGUCUUUCCCUUCCCACAACCUGUGCAUAUAUCUAUUCCAUCACCCAUAGCUUUCAUGUAAGUAGUAAGUACUACAUCAUUCUAUUCCUACCAACUCAGCUGGUCAGCAUAGCCUUGCAUCUUAGGUUUAUUUGGUUUUAGCAUAUCUUGGAUUUGAUUUGAUUGAUUUUUUUCUUUAUUUACUUAUUUUAAUAUUUUUUUUCUUGCACGCUUGAGUUAUUUGGGGGGCCACGGAGGCCCCCUCAGUGACUCUGAGCUGCUAUUAUAUUAAACCCAGGGUCUGGUUUCAGUCCAAAGGGUCCUAGAGCUAGCAAUACGUUGGCUUGUCAUCAGUGUAUUUGCUUCCAAUGUAAUUUACAAUAGAAGCAAUAGCGGUCAUAUUUGUAAGUUCUUCUAUAUUCAUAUGUAAUAUAAUAUUAUUCUUUUUGCUUGCUGGGACUUUAAAA